AUGUUAUAUUUGCAGAUGAGCGGCGCACGGCCACGGUUCAAGCGAGGCACGGCACGGCACGGCCGGUGCCCUUGGAUCGCGAUACGGCCGGACGGGCUGGCCGUGGCGACAUGGAGGUCUGCAACCCGCACACGACACCCGCGUGUUUCAAACAGGUUGCCGGUGCCGCGCUUCUGCUGUGCUCCCGGCGCAGGCCAUGAGCUCACCGGCUUGCAUCCGGCCCUUGCCGCUCGUUGGCACUCGGCGGUGAUUCUCGAGGCCGACCAACCGGUGCUGUCGCAACUGACAUGUCAGCGGCAACAACAACUCGUCGACAUGAGGGGGCGUUGGCUGAUCCGCCGCCACUGCGUCAGCCGCUGA
Purpureocillium lilacinum is the source of this 360-nucleotide messenger RNA. The record is from RefSeq and is a predicted model, not a curated record. Lineage: Eukaryota; Fungi; Ascomycota; Sordariomycetes; Hypocreales; Ophiocordycipitaceae.